Messenger RNA from Eurytemora carolleeae, 1274 nucleotides. Its product is annotated as galactoside 2-alpha-L-fucosyltransferase 2. Gene Ontology annotation, cellular component: membrane. The transcript is spliced from 15 exons. Bases 48 to 1259 code for a protein of 403 amino acids. NCBI's taxonomy places the organism in Eukaryota, Metazoa, Arthropoda, Copepoda, Calanoida, Temoridae. The record is from RefSeq and is a predicted model, not a curated record. Gene Ontology annotation, molecular function: galactoside 2-alpha-L-fucosyltransferase activity. Gene Ontology annotation, biological process: carbohydrate metabolic process.
UCCUAUGUAAAUAAAACAUAAAAUUUCAGAUAAAUCUUACUUAUGUAAUGCCUAAAGAUGCUGAACUGUUUAACCUACCCUGCCUUGUUGUACAUAAGAAAUCUAAACCGGUUUUAAUUUUCAAAACUCUUAUUAGAUCUGUGAUAAAUUAUUGGAGAUAUUUAGUUUUGCUGUGGCUGUGUUUAUAUUUAUAUUAUAAAUAUGCUUGGUACCGAAACCUCCCACCCUCAUCACCAUCAAUUCUCUGCUCUUUUGGAAAGGGACGACUUGGAAAUCAAAUGUCGUCUUUUGCGAGCAUUCUUUCCCUUUCAAAACUAUAUGGAUAUAAAGCUGUAGUAACAGAGGAGCAAAGCAGCCUCCUUCUAUAUUAUUUCGAACCAAAUAUUCAGAGAGAAUUUCAUGUUUUAGAGGUUGAGUAUUCAGAGUAUAUUUCCAGUUUUCUCGGUCUAUUUAGUUUUGGACGAUUAGUUUGGGAACUGCCUUGGAACUUUGACGAUAAAAAAUAUAAUUUUACAGUGUCAGAAAUCAGUAAGCCCGAGUACUUAAGAGGACGGAGUAUAGAUAUAGGAAAAUAUCCAAAUCUUUUAGAGAGCUAUAUCCAGAAUCUUGAAGAAAUAAAACCUCUGUUCCGGUUUCGGAAACGGUUUUCUGACGCUGCACAGACUAAACUUUAUUCUGCGAAGAAAAGUCGGAGUUUAAGUGGAGACGUCACAUUCAUUGGAGUACAUGUUAGAAGGAGUGACUAUGGUCAACACCUUGUGAAGAUGUAUAAUCUUACUUUGAUCGACGCAGCUUACUUCAAUAGGGCCAUGGAAUAUUACAGGAAUAAGUUUGAUUCUAUUGUAUUUGCUGUGGUUAGUGACGAUCUUAGUUGGGCCAGGAGUAAUAUGGAAGGGGAGGAUGUCUUCUUUUUGGGACAUGAUAGAACCCAGGAGAAGGAUGAAUUGAACCCACUCAAACCAGGAGAGGAUAUAGGGGAGGACUUGGCUCUCUUGGCAUCAUGUAAUCACACAAUAAUGACCUAUGGAACCUUUGGUAUGUGGGGCGGAUUAUUGAGCGGUGGUGAAGUAUUAUUUCCAAGUUCUUUUCUUAAAACAAAAGAGGGGUUUGAAGUUAGCUCUUCUAACCUAAUACAGUCUGGUAAAUGGGUGAAGAUUGUUCAGCCUGAGCUACGGAUUGUUUCAAGGGCCUGUAUGGGAAUUGUGCCUGCAAACAUUUUUUGCUUUCUCUGUGUUCUCCUUCUUAACUCCAUAGUUUAGAUUUUAUCACCCAGU